Messenger RNA from Mytilus trossulus (common blue mussel), 915 nucleotides. RefSeq lists its product as uncharacterized. The transcript is spliced from 2 exons. The record is from RefSeq and is a predicted model, not a curated record. NCBI's taxonomy places the organism in Eukaryota, Metazoa, Mollusca, Bivalvia, Mytilida, Mytilidae. Bases 107 to 796 code for a protein of 229 amino acids.
AUCUAAAAUAAUCCAAUCAACAUAGAAUAAGUUUGAAUAAGAACAUUUUGUAUGGUAUAAAAGAAAGAAAAUGUAGCAGACUGCACAUAACUUUAAAACAGUAAACAUGCAGUCUCUUCUUUGUUUUGUGCUUAUUUUGGUUUCUCUCUAUACAGUCCAAGGUCGGACAUAUGGCUAUCAAAAAAAGAUAAAAAGGGCUCACGUGAUUAAGGUAAAGGAUUCCAUUAGAUUACCGACUGAUCAACUACAUAUUCCUAGAGAACCCGUUGUGUUACCAAGUAAGAGACUCCCUGACUGUGAUGUAGGAUGUACUCUUCAGAUAAUAUCACCAGAGUGUAUACAAGAAACAUUUGGAUUUGAACACGGCGUCAGGUGUAGAGGCUGUGAUAUUGACAUUUGCAAUAGAGGCAGGGGAGAUAAUUUUGAUAGAUUGCAGGGCGGUUCGCAGUGGCAAAACGGAGGCAGAAACCAAAAUUUAAACAGCAGAAUAGACGGAGGAUUCGUUGAUAGUUUAGGUGGAGGUAGAAACCAAAAUUUAAACAGCAGAAUAGGCGGACAAUUCGUUGAUAGUUUAGAUGGAGGUAGAAACCAAAAUUUAAACAGUAGAAUAGGCGGAGAAUUCGUUGGUAGUUUAGGUAGUGAUUUCUUUAACGAAGUACAAAACUCGAAUUUAGAUGGUAGAUUUAGAAACAAACAGGAUACAAUUCUUGAUAGAGGACACAGAUCAGAUAUAAACUUAAAUGACAGAAGAAACCGGUUUGAAACAAACAGACAAGUUGGAAGUGGGUGGUUAUGAACACGUGGUAAAGAUUUGAGUAUUUUGUACCACACAUUGAGAAAUCCAAAGUAUUUUGUUGUACAUUUUGUAAUGAAAUUACAUAUUUUUUAUAUAAUCAAUAAACGUGUAAAGAUCUA